AUGUCUGGGGAGACAAAGAAAGCGCACCAGAGUCAUGGGAGCUGUGCCGGGGUGCUGCUGGGUGCUGUCACUGCAGAGAUGACCACAACACAGCACUCCCAUCCCAGGCUCGCUCACAUCUGGACACUGGGGAGAUUUGCUUUCCCGGGCAAGUGCACGAGUGGAUGUUCCCGGGCGGCAGAGAACUGCCAGUCGCACAGCUCCUUAAAGGGGUCCGAGGGCGGCACGUGUCACACGGAGUGCCAGCAGGGCCUGACUCGUAUAUUUCUGAAGAAUGAGAAAUCGUUUACAAUCAUCUACGGCCAUUGUAAGAAAACUGAAAAAAAAAAAAGCCAGCUAAGGAAAUUUCUUUUAAUGAUCUUUCUUCCUUGCCUCCCCCCACUUCUCCUCCACCUACUCCUGUGCCUACCCAGAACUGUGUGUUCCUGUCCCUGGUCCCCAGAGCCUCCCCCAACAGGGGAGGAACAAGGAGGGAGGGGUGAUGCACAGUCAUUGCAAUAA
Molecule: messenger RNA, 501 nt
Organism: Delphinapterus leucas (beluga whale)
Lineage: Eukaryota; Metazoa; Chordata; Mammalia; Artiodactyla; Monodontidae
Source: RefSeq, a predicted model, not a curated record